This is a messenger RNA of Carlito syrichta (Philippine tarsier), 1132 nucleotides long. It is a transcript of the gene KLF8, whose product is annotated as Kruppel like factor 8. The transcript is spliced from 4 exons. Lineage: Eukaryota; Metazoa; Chordata; Mammalia; Primates; Tarsiidae. Bases 51 to 995 code for a protein of 314 amino acids. The record is from RefSeq and is a predicted model, not a curated record. Gene Ontology annotation, biological process: regulation of transcription by RNA polymerase II. Gene Ontology annotation, molecular function: RNA polymerase II cis-regulatory region sequence-specific DNA binding; DNA-binding transcription factor activity, RNA polymerase II-specific.
CUGACUUUGUUCAGAUCAGAGCUACUCCUGAGACAGCAGACAGAAGUAAUAUGACAUCUUCACCGCUCUUGGAUGCCAACUCCAUGGAGAACCCAGCACUGUUAAAUGACAUCAAGAUUGAGCCCCCAGAAGAACUUCUGGCUAAUGAUUUCAGCCUACCCCAGGUGGAACCAGUUGACCUCUCCUUUCACAAGCCCAAGGCUCCCCUCCAGCCUGCUAGCAUGCUACAAACUGCAAUACGUACUCCUAAGCCACAGUCUGCUCCCCAAACCCUUGUGGUGUCCACUUCAACAUCUGACACGAACACUUCAACAAACAUCCCUACUGUUCUAACUCCAGGCUCUAUCCUAACCUCCUCUCAGGGCACUGGUGGCCAGCAGAUCUUACAUGUGAUUCACACCAUCCCCUCAGUCAGUCUGCCAAAUAAGAUGGGUGGCCUGAAGACCAUCCCAGUGGUGGUGCAGUCUCUGCCCAUGAUGUAUACUACUUUGCCUGCAGAUGGGGGCCCUGCAGCCAUUACAGUCCCACUCAUUGGAGGAGAUGGCAAAAAUGCUGGAUCAGUGAAAGUUGAUCCCACCUCUAUGUCUCCAUUGGAGAUUUCAAGUGACGGUGAGGAGAGUACAAUAGAGAGUGGAUCCUCAGCUUUACAGAGUCUACAGGGACUGCAGCAUGAACCAGCAGCAAUGGCCCAAAUGCAGGGAGAAGAGUCACUUGAUUUGAAGAGAAGACGGAUUCACCAAUGUGACUUUGCAGGAUGCAGCAAAGUGUACACCAAAAGCUCUCACCUGAAAGCCCACCGCAGAAUCCAUACAGGAGAGAAGCCUUAUAAAUGCACCUGGGAUGGCUGCUCCUGGAAAUUUGCUCGCUCUGAUGAGCUCACCCGUCAUUUCCGCAAGCACACAGGCAUCAAGCCCUUCCGGUGCACAGACUGCAAUCGCAGCUUUUCUCGUUCUGACCACCUGUCCCUGCACCGCCGGCGUCAUGACACCAUGUGAGCCACACAGGCUGCACUGGAGGAGCUGUGCUGGUCUCUUUCUUGUGUAUGUGUACUGAGGUCAAGAUUAUUUUUCCCUCUUUGACUUCAACUUGCCUCUGGGAUGGAAUUGAAACAGCCCACUGAGCCAGGUUGAGG